This is a messenger RNA of Leishmania mexicana MHOM/GT/2001/U1103, 1272 nucleotides long. Its product is annotated as putative RNA-binding protein. The record is from RefSeq and is a predicted model, not a curated record. The transcript has a single exon. Bases 1 to 1272 code for a protein of 423 amino acids. Gene Ontology annotation, molecular function: zinc ion binding; RNA binding. Lineage: Eukaryota; Euglenozoa; Kinetoplastea; Trypanosomatida; Trypanosomatidae.
AUGAGUGCCUGCACCGUCUACGUGACCGGGAUGCCGACCUCGGCGACGGAGGAUGACAUCUUCGAUUUCUUCACCCGGAUCGGCAAUGUGGCGGAGGUGCACAUGCCCUCCGCGGAGCAUCAGCCGGCUUCCGGGGCCGCGGCGGCUGUGGAGGUCGUCUUCGACAAACCCGAGGAUGCCGUCAGUGCUGUGUCGAUCAGCGGCAGUGACUUCCAGGAAGACAUCCCGAUCUACAUCUCCGCUGUGGCGCCAACCGCCGCUUCGACAGAGAAGCCGCCGGGCCACGCCACAACCACCGCUGCGGACGCUGACGGCGAUUCUAACGGCAAGACGGUUGCUACAGCGGCGUCAGCGGAACCGGGUGCUGCCCUACUGAUGCGUCGCUCGGCAGAUGCCGAGAAGACGUCCAAGAAUAAAGUUGUGAUCUCCUCGAUUUACCCUCAUACGACGAGGGCGCAGCUGCGCGAGGUCUUCAGCCCGUGCGGCGCCAUCUGCGACUUUCACCUGAUCCCCACCCGCCACAUGGCCUUCGUGGGCUACACGACGGAGGAGGCGUACGAGAAGGCGUUAAAGCUGGACGGGACCAUGGUGAACGGUAACCCCGUCGCCGUACGGCCUUGCCCUCCACGCGACGAUGCGCCUGCGCCUGCAUCCCGGCGCGACGCGAUGCGUCGUGGGAAUGAAGGCACCACUACCUCUGCGCCAAACCGGCGGCAGCUGGAUGUCCGCGUCGUCGUCCACGGCGUCCCCUCUGAUGUCACAAAGGAGGCGCUGCGCGCCUUCUUCUCUCCCGAUUGCGGGCCGCUCACAGACGUGUUUAUCAAGCCUGAGAUCGGCGUCGCCUUUGUGGCCUUCACCUCAGCCGAGAACGCCAAGCGGGCCAUCAGCAAAUCGGGGGAGAUGCUUAUGGGGACCCGCGUAAAGAUCGAGCAACGACUUCCACUGAUCUGCCGCCGGUGCGACAAGGAGGGGCACGUGGCGGCACAGUGCAAGGAACGCUCGCACGGUUCUCGGCACCGAAGCAACGAACGGCGACGCCGUCGUCGCUCGUCUUCCUCUUCGUCGGGUCGCGACCGCCGUCGCCGUCGCCGCUCUGACUCGCUCGACCGCGACCGCCGCCGCUCGGACUCGCUCGACCGUGACCGCCACCGCUCGGACUCGCUCGACCGCGACCGCCACCGCCGUCGCCACUCGCGCAGUCGCAGCCCGCCGCGUCGCCGCCGUUACAGCCGCAGCCCACCGCGCAGCCGCAGUCCGCCGCGUCGCCGUUAA